AUGGAUAUCCUGACAAAGUACAGGCAGAUCUGGAAUGAGGAGUACUGGCAGAACCCCUGGGACGAGGGGAGCCUGGCUGUGAUCGUCUUAUUCAUCGCCAUGAUCCUAUUUGUCGUCUUGUUCGCCGUCAUCUUUGGGACCUUCCCUCUGCUUACGAGUGACAACUGUGACGAGCAAUAACUGGCAGCGGACACGCAGGGAGCCAGCUCUCCCCCCGCGCCCCUUCUCCGAAGCCCUGUGACAAUCCGCAAAUACAUGGUUUCCCGGGGCUCUGACGGGCAUCUGUCUUCCUCACGGACAGUCCGCCUGGGAAGCGGGGACGGGUCCCUGGGCUCACAGCUAUCCCCCGGGUCCACUGCCAACACCAAGGAAGCGAUGAACGAACAGAAGGGGCAGCGCCGCGGGUACCUCCAGCCCAAAGAUGCCAGGUCGGAGCAGCGCGAGGCCUCUGGGCCAGCCCCCUCCUAAUCACACUCAGAUAAAAGCCACUGCGAACAAACAACGCUCCUUCCCCAACGCACUCGGGGAACGCUGUGGGUCCGCCCCAUCACACGGACCCCACUGACUCCCUGCUGGUCUCCCAUGCUUCUGACCCGGCAACUCUGUAUGGAAAAGUA
Messenger RNA from Sorex araneus (European shrew), 617 nucleotides. RefSeq names its product small integral membrane protein 6 (gene ERLN). NCBI's taxonomy places the organism in Eukaryota, Metazoa, Chordata, Mammalia, Eulipotyphla, Soricidae. Bases 1 to 180 code for a protein of 59 amino acids. The transcript has a single exon. The record is from RefSeq and is a predicted model, not a curated record.